UUUAAGUAUAAAAGGUUCUUCUGACUCUGCCACUGAGUUUUGAGUUGCCUCCCAGGAUGGCUUCGAUUUAUCAUGACAUUGGACGGUUUAUGUGUCUCCUGCUUGGCUUGCAAUGGUCUUGCAUCUGGGCUGAGAGUGGAAAGCUGCUGGUCGUCCCUGUCGACGCGAGUCACUGGCUCAGUUUGCAGACCAUAGUGGAGGAGCUUCAUGGGAGAGGACAUCAAAUUGUUGUCAUUUACCCUGAAAACUCUCUGAUGAUUAAACCAUCCCAUUACUACACCAGCAAGACUUACUUCACUCCCUUCAGCAAAGAAGAGGUGGUGCAAAUACACAGAAAUCUGAUACAGAUUGCUUUUUACAAUGGGACCCUUUAUGAAAGAGUUAGGAGUACUUUGGGACAUAUUGGGCAUUACAGGGACUUUGUCCUGACUAACUGUGAGUAUUUAUUUUUUAGUGCAGAGCUGAUGCAAGAAUUGACUGAAGCAAAAUUUGAUGCCAUACUGACAGACCCCUUUUCACCUUGUGGUAUAAUUGUUGCCGAGUACCUCUCUCUUCCAACGGUGAACUUACUGCGAGGCAUUCCUUGUGGUUUGGAAUAUUCAGCCGCUAAAUGUCCGAAACCACUCUCGUAUGUGCCAAGAAUGUUUACAGGAAACACCGACCGAAUGACUUUUCUCCAAAGAACUGUAAACGUGAUUGGCAAUUUUCUAGAAAUGUGGUUGUGUCAUUUUGUGUAUUCACCAUUUGUAGAUUUGGCCGUUAGGUUCCUCCAGAGAGAUGUGACCCUGGUCCAGCUACUGGGCCGGUCUUCCAUCUGGCUACUGCGAUACGACUUCAUCCUGGAGUACCCCAGACCCCUGAUGCCAAACAUGAUCCUUGUUGGAGGCAUCAAUUGCAAGGAGAGGAAACCUUUGCCCCAGGACCUGGAAGACUUUCUGAACAGUUCUGGAGAACAUGGUGUUGUGAUCUUCUCCUUUGGAUCCAUGAUUUCUGACAUGCCAAUCUCGACAGCCAACGUGAUUGCAGAAGCGCUUGGUCAAAUUCCUCAGAAGGUGGUGUGGAAGUACAGUGGAGAAAGGCCCGCGAAGCUGGCACCCAACACCAAGCUCCUGGAAUGGCUGCCACAGAAUGACUUACUGGCACAUCCCAAAACUCGAGCUUUCCUGACUCACGGAGGGACACAUGGAAUCUAUGAGGCGAUCUGCGCUGCUGUACCGAUGGUUAUCAUUCCUCUAUUUGGAGAUCAGCGAGAAAACAUGCUGCAUAUGAUACAUCAAGGGGCAGGGAUUGGUUUGUCUUUGCAAGAUAUUAACUCCCAAGAUCUCGUGGAAGCAAUUACAAAUGUUAUCAAUGAUACCAAGUACAAGGAAACCAUGAUGAAGCUGUCUUCGCUGCACAAGGAUCACCCGUUCAACCCACUGGAGCUCUCUGUCCAUUGGGUUGAGUUUGUAAUGAAGCACAGAGGUGCCAAACAUUUGCAGACUGCAGCUCAAGAUCUGAAUUGGAUCCAGUUCCAUUGUUUGGAUGUCAUCGGCACCCUUCUUGCUGUGACCUUAUUAUUUGUCUACCUAGUGACCAAGUGCUGCUUAGUCUGCCUACGAAAAGUGAAGGGCCACAGGAAGAACAAACUUGACUGAAGAGCCUUCUUAAGAUGAGGCUUCUCCAGGGCAUCUGAUUGUCCGAAGCCCAAAACUUUCCCCCACUGUCAUAUGGCAGACUCAAAUCAUAAUUUUCACAUUCCGCCCCCUUCCAUUUGUAGCUAUACCUCCAACAUCCAAGUUCUGCUUUGCAUUUCUCUCUCAAAAUGCCACUCUCCCCUUCUCUUGUCUUUCCCUUAGCCUCCCUUCCUGCCAGCUUUUGGAGUCCCACCUGAAUACCUACCAACAGCUCAGUGAGGGCUGAUGUUUAUAACUGCUGCUGUGAAGCUCCUUCAGAUGUUUCAUAUUGUUUGAGAUACUGGUGAAACACAAAAUGCUGCUAUAAGACCAUAAGACAUAGAGCAGAAUUAGUUCGUUUGGCCCAUGUAGUCUACUCCACUAUUCAAUCACGGCUGAUUUAUUUUCCCUCUCAGCCCCAUUCUCCUGCUUUUCCUUGUAAGCUUUGAUGCUUGUACUAAUCAACCUCCGCUUUAACUGUAUCCAAUGACUUGGCCUCCGUAGUUGUCAACGGCAAUAAGUAUCAUUAUUACUGUUGCCCCACUAAUGGCAAAAGCUCAUUAGCGGGGCAGCAGUAUGGUCGCAUUGUUUAUUCCAGGGACCAGCUGAUUGCGCUUAUGCCGGCCCGUUUAGCGAACAGAGCGGCGGACACCCCUGCUGAAAUCUGGAGAAAAACACACAGAAGAUGCAGAGGGGGAUCACAAAAGCGAGGAAAGAGGACCGGGUCGAGACAACAGAGACUUAUGGAGAAGAGGAGUUUGGUGGGUAAUAAAAUGGAUGAGUUGACCGCGCUAGCCAGGAAUCAGAGAACAUUUCGGGAGUGCAGUGUUAUGUGUUUUACUGAAACGGGACUGCACGAGGACAUACCCAAUCAAAACUUUGCCAUGGAGGGCUUCCAGACCAUUCGGGCUGACCGGAAGUGCACUGAGAGCGGUAAGCGUAAAGGAGUUGAGGGCUUACUGUUCUGGUUAACAACGGAUGGUGCAAUCCUGGUGAUAUUACGAUCAAGGAACGUGUUUGUAGACCGGAUAUUGAACUUUUUGCCGUUGGACUCCGGCCAUAUUCCACCGAGAUACAACACUGGACGUCACGGGAGGUUGUUCCUGCCUGUGGCCAUUGAACUUUGCAGCUCCUCCCGUGGAGGGUCAGACACCCUGAGCCAAUAGGCUGGUCCUGGACUUAUUUCCAUCUGGCAUAGUUUGCAUAUUGUUGUUUGAUUGUUUGUGGUUUUUGUAUGGCUAUAUUUAUGUUCUAUUCUUGGUUGGUGCGGCUGUAACGAAACCCAAUUUCCCUCGGGAUCAAUAAAGUAUAUCUAUCUAUCUAUCUACCUGGACUGUAGUUAUGUUAAUGAGUUCUCUUCUCAACAGAGAUUCUUAUUUAAGGCAUUAAUGCACUCCUAACAAGAAAUCAUCAGCAAAGUGCUCCAACACAAUGUAUUCUGGGAAAAAUAAGCAAUAUUCUCCAUUUCUCAGUCCACAACAACACCAUAACCCCCACACUGCCCUUGCAAUAAGCAAUACCGUUCUGUUAGCUUUUAAAUAUUUGCCUUAUCUGCUUAAUAAAUUUUUAUGAAUGAUGCACGAGGACACCUAGACCCCUUUGCAUCUCAGAGCUCCGCAAUCCAUCGCCAUUUAAAUGAUAUGCAUUUUUACCAAAAAAAUCCUGUCAAACUGGACAGUCACACAUUUUCUUGCAUCGUACGAGGGGUGAUUGAUAAAUUUGUGGCCUAAGGAAGAAGGAGUCAAUUUUAGAAAACCUAGCACAUUUAUUUUU
This is a messenger RNA of Mobula hypostoma (lesser devil ray), 3428 nucleotides long. RefSeq names its product UDP-glucuronosyltransferase 1A1-like. The transcript is spliced from 5 exons. NCBI's taxonomy places the organism in Eukaryota, Metazoa, Chordata, Chondrichthyes, Myliobatiformes, Myliobatidae. Gene Ontology annotation, molecular function: UDP-glycosyltransferase activity. The record is from RefSeq and is a predicted model, not a curated record. Bases 57 to 1637 code for a protein of 526 amino acids.